This is a messenger RNA of Gorilla gorilla gorilla (western lowland gorilla), 5097 nucleotides long. It is a transcript of the gene ZNF569, whose product is annotated as zinc finger protein 569. The transcript has 8 exons. Gene Ontology annotation, biological process: regulation of DNA-templated transcription. The record is from RefSeq and is a predicted model, not a curated record. Lineage: Eukaryota; Metazoa; Chordata; Mammalia; Primates; Hominidae. Bases 1532 to 3664 code for a protein of 710 amino acids.
CCGGGAGUUCGAGGCUGCAGUGAGCCAACAUCGCGCCGCUGCACUCUCCAGCCUGGGCAACAAAGUGAGGCUCUGCCUCAAAAAAAACAAAAAACAAAAAACAAAAACAACGAAAGGCAUAGAGAAGUUAAGUACCUAGUCUGAGAUGACACAGCUAGUAAGGCCAAGUCUGUUUAGAAGUCAGGCGGUCUGGCCACACUACUUUUCGCUCACGAUCCCGGGUCAUGAAAUCGAAUAACACUGUCACACUCACAAUCGAGAAGUCCAGAAAGAACAAAUACAUGCACAUUGUCUCUGACAAAACUGCAAGGUCAGAAUCAAACAGCCACGAGAAUAUAAAACGCGACCGUGGUCACACAAAAGGUCGCAUAUUCGCACGACCUCAGAUGUCACUGGACAGGGUCUCUCGCCCUGGAAACCCCACUCCAAAUUCCAUGGCCGAAGUUUCACACAUACAGUCACACUACGUCACUCCUUCCUCUUCUAGCCGCUGUCAGGACCUUAAGGCUCCAGCUGACCCGGCCUUCACUGGCCCUGGAGCUCUCACCACCUUCACCCCGCUGUAUUCUAGCCUCAGGUAGAGACCCAAAAAGACGGAACUAAACAGACUGAGCCGGGCUUCCUUCACGGACCUUGCGAACCUGCAGCUCCAGCCGACUGUAAGAAGGAAGUGCCUUUUUGCAGGUGGGGUCGGGGGAAGUAGGGCCGCGAAGGCCUCUGGGAAAUGUAGUUCGGCGCAGGAAGCAGCGGAACGAUUCGAUUCUUCUCAGCACCAAGUUGCGCUCCCAAUCUCUCAGAGCUGGGCUCGCGGGAGGCCGCUCGUGCAAAACCUAGGCUGAGCUCCCCUGCGCGGAGCUGUGAGCCCUGGAACACCGUGGUCUGCUUCUCAGGACGCGCAGUGAAGCCAGUCCCGCCCGGGUGAGCCGCGGGGGCCUCUGGGAAGCGUCGCCCCUGGUGUAACGGACCGAGACUUGUGGCGCUCUCAGCCACCGACAGCGCCGGCCUCAGUGCGGCCUCUGUCCCAGCCCGCGCCGGCUGUACCACUUUGGCAUCGUUAAGUGUGGAAUCGGGGCCUGUGUCCGCGGGCUCGGUGUAUGAACCUGCGUGCAAACGUGCAUGACAGUGGGAUCUUGAAUGAAUGAAAAACUGUGGAUACAAGAGUUCUUCAUAUAUUAAGGAUUCAUUCAUUCAUAGACUCAUUUAUUGAAGGCUGUCUGUGUAACAGGCACAAUCCUAGGUGCUUGGGAUAUAGCAGUGAACAAGAGACAAACCCCCUACUAUCAUGGUACUUACAUUUUUGUGGGCUGGAUAAUAAACAAGGGAUGUAAACAGCUGGAAAGAGCUUUGCUUCAAUCAUUACAACAAGGAAACUACAAACUUCUACCGUACAACAAGGAAAUGGACAAACUACAAAAUAAUUUUUCUAGGACCCUUCAGAGAACUGAGGUCACAGGGCAACCAAGUAAUCUUAAAUCUGGGGAAAGAAAGAUGCCAGCUGAGAGAAACAGGACUCAAGCUUUACUUACCUGGGAUGGACUCUGCCAGACACCAUAUAAGCCACUCUACUUCUGCAGGCCCCAUCCCUUCCCAGAAAGAAGAGGAAAUGACUGAGUCCCAGGGAACAGUAACAUUCAAAGAUGUGGCUAUCGACUUUACUCAGGAGGAGUGGAAGAGAUUGGAUCCUGCUCAGAGAAAACUGUACCGGAACGUGAUGCUAGAAAACUAUAACAACUUAAUCACAGUAGGCCAUCCGUUCACCAAACCUGAUGUGAUUUUCAAAUUGGAGCAAGAAGAAGAACCAUGGGUGAUGGAGGAAGAAGUAUUAAGGAGACACUGGCAAGGAGAAAUAUGGGGAGUUGAUGAGCAUCAGAAAAACCAGGACAGACUUUUGAGACAAGUUGAAGUUAAAUUCCAGAAAACACUGACUGAAGAAAAAGGCAAUGAAUGUCAAAAGAAAUUUGCAAAUGUAUUUCCUCUGAACUCUGAUUUUUUCCCUUCCAGACACAAUCUCUAUGAGUAUGACUUAUUUGGAAAGUGUUUAGAACAUAAUUUUGACUGUCAUAAUAAUGUGAAAUGCCUUAUGAGAAAGGAACAUUGUGAAUAUAAUGAACCUGUGAAAUCAUAUGGUAAUAGCUCAUCCCAUUUUGUCAUUACCCCCUUUAAGUGUAAUCAUUGUGGAAAAGGCUUCAAUCAGACUUUGGACCUCAUCAGACAUCUGAGAAUUCAUACUGGAGAGAAGCCCUAUGAAUGUAGUAACUGUAGAAAAGCCUUCAGUCACAAGGAAAAACUUAUUAAACAUUAUAAAAUUCACAGUAGGGAGCAGUCUUACAAAUGUAAUGAAUGUGGUAAAGCUUUCAUUAAAAUGUCAAAUCUCAUUAGACAUCAAAGAAUUCAUACUGGAGAGAAGCCCUAUGCAUGUAAGGAAUGUGAGAAGUCCUUCAGCCAGAAAUCAAAUCUUAUUGAUCACGAAAAAAUUCAUACUGGCGAAAAACCUUAUGAAUGUAAUGAGUGUGGAAAAGCCUUCAGCCAGAAGCAAAGCCUCAUUGCACAUCAGAAAGUUCAUACUGGGGAGAAACCUUAUGCAUGUAAUGAAUGUGGUAAAGCCUUCCCUCGAAUUGCAUCCCUUGCUCUUCAUAUGAGAAGUCAUACAGGAGAAAAACCUUAUAAAUGUGAUAAAUGUGGUAAAGCCUUCUCUCAGUUUUCCAUGCUUAUUAUACAUGUUAGAAUUCAUACAGGUGAAAAACCCUAUGAAUGUAAUGAGUGUGGAAAAGCCUUCUCUCAAAGCUCAGCCCUUACUGUACAUAUGAGAAGUCACACUGGUGAGAAACCCUAUGAAUGUAAGGAAUGCAGAAAAGCCUUCAGCCACAAGAAAAACUUCAUUACACACCAGAAAAUUCAUACUAGAGAGAAACCUUAUGAGUGUAGUGAAUGUGGGAAAGCUUUUAUACAGAUGUCAAAUCUUGUUAGACACCAGAGAAUUCAUACUGGGGAAAAACCCUAUAUAUGUAAGGAAUGUGGGAAAGCCUUUAGCCAGAAAUCAAAUCUCAUUGCUCAUGAAAAAAUUCAUUCUGGAGAGAAACCCUAUGAAUGCAAUGAAUGUGGUAAAGCCUUCAGCCAAAAGCAAAACUUCAUUACACAUCAAAAAGUUCAUACUGGAGAGAAACCUUAUGAUUGUAAUGAAUGUGGUAAAGCCUUCUCUCAGAUUGCAUCCCUUACCCUUCAUUUGAGAAGUCAUACAGGGGAAAAGCCUUAUGAAUGUGAUAAAUGUGGUAAAGCCUUCUCUCAGUGCUCACUGCUUAAUUUACAUAUGAGAAGUCACACAGGUGAGAAGCCCUAUGUAUGUAAUGAAUGUGGGAAAGCCUUCUCUCAAAGAACUUCCCUUAUUGUGCACAUGAGAGGCCAUACAGGUGAAAAACCCUAUGAAUGUAAUAAAUGUGGAAAAGCCUUCUCCCAAAGCUCAUCCCUUACUAUACAUAUACGAGGACAUACAGGUGAGAAACCCUUCGACUGUAGUAAAUGUGGAAAAGCCUUCUCUCAAAUCUCAUCUCUUACCCUUCAUAUGAGAAAACAUACAGGUGAGAAGCCCUAUCACUGUAUUGAGUGUGGCAAGGCUUUCAGCCAAAAGUCGCACCUUGUUAGACACCAGAGAAUUCAUACUCAUUAGAAACCCUAUGAAUAUGGUGAAUAUGGCAAGGCCAUCUGAAGGAAUUAACACCUCAUUGCACAUUACAUGAUCACUUCCAGAGUAGAAAACUGUGAAUGUGGGAUAGCCUUCUGAAAAAGCCACAAAUUUAUGAAUCAUUAGAGAAUUCUUCCAAGGUGACAAAUUAUAUAAUGAAAAAGCUGAUUACCAGAAACUUUCAGCAGACAUCUUAUUGAUAAUAUUUAAUCAUCAUUCUCAUUGAAAUCUGAAACAAGGUAUCUGCCAUCAGCAUAACAACACAACACUUGAGCUCCUAGCCAAUGUAUUAAGUAAGGAAAACAAGUAUCAAAGAAGAACUAUAAAAAUAACUUUUAUACAAGAAAUAAUUAGAAAAUGUGUUGAUAGAAAACCUAAGAAUAAACACAACAAUGAGUAAGGUCUUUAUCAAGUUAUAAAAUAUGUUGAAAGGCACAAAAGAACACCUGAAAAAUGAUAUUUUGUCUGAAAAGACUUGACAUUGUAAAAAUAUAAUUUCUCUCCCAAAUCACUAAGUUUAAUAUACUUCUGAAGUUUACAUCAGUUUUAUUUUAAGGAACUUCACAAACUUAUCCAAAAAUUUUAUGUGGAAAAGUAAAGAAACACAAAUAGCUGAAACAAACUUGACAAAGCAAGUAGAGAAGACACACUCUAUUAUUAGAUAUAUCAUAUACUUAUUUAAAGCUGCUGUCAUUUAAACAAUGUAUUACCAAGUGAAUAAAUCAAGCAGUAGUAAGAUAGUGAGCAUUCAUACAAAAAUCCGAGAAGAUAAAGGAAUUCUGUCUAUGACAGUGCUAUUGAAAUCAUUGGGGAAUGAAUGGCUUAUUUAAUAAAUGGAAGGUUCAUAGGAGAAAAAUUUUAGCUUUCUACUUUAUAUCAUAUACAAUCCAACUAAAGACCAGAAUAUAAAAAGCAAAAUUUUAAAACUAUGAUGAAAGUAGAAUCUGUUACUUUAGGGUAACAAGAUUUCUUUAAAAAACACGUAAACAUGGAAUAGUCUGUUGAAUUUUGGUGUAUUGGCCUCACAGGCACCCACAAAUGUACACAAAGAGAUAUAUAUCACUGUGUUCCUGAAUCAUGGUUUGUAUUGCCCAAAAUUGGAUAUAACAAAUUUUUAUCAAUUGUGGAAUAGAUGAAUAAGUGUGAUCAUUUCUGUGAUAAAAUACAGAAUUUAGAAACAAAAUCUACCUAUAGUUAUAUGGAUAGAUUACAAUAUAUAAUAUUGAGAGAAAAAAUUAAAAUGCACAAAGGAACACAGUAUAACAUUUGUAUAAUUUAAUAAGAUCUUGCAAAGAACAGUACUGUGUAUUGGUCAUGGAUCCAUAUACGACUUGGUUGCCUUUUGGGAUGUGGGAAAGGUUUGGUGGGAGUUGUUAUAUUUAUCUGUAAUAUUUCUUUAAUAAAAGAGUGAAAGCAAA